This is a messenger RNA of Eptesicus fuscus (big brown bat), 1867 nucleotides long. RefSeq names its product hepatocyte nuclear factor 4 alpha (gene HNF4A). The record is from RefSeq and is a predicted model, not a curated record. Lineage: Eukaryota; Metazoa; Chordata; Mammalia; Chiroptera; Vespertilionidae. Gene Ontology annotation, molecular function: zinc ion binding; nuclear steroid receptor activity; nuclear receptor activity. Gene Ontology annotation, biological process: cell differentiation; positive regulation of transcription by RNA polymerase II; anatomical structure development. The transcript has 10 exons. The coding region runs from base 36 to 1394 and encodes 452 amino acids. Gene Ontology annotation, cellular component: nucleus.
CAUGCCCCCAGGUCUCCGACUGGGUGGGCUCGGCCAUGGUCAGUGUGAACACGCCCCUUGGGGCUCCAGUGGAGAGUCCUUAUGACACAUCCCCAUCAGAAGGUGCUAACCUCAACGCGACCAACAACCUGGGUGUCAGUGCCCUGUGCGCCAUCUGUGGAGACCGGGCCACGGGCAAACACUACGGCGCCUCAAGCUGUGAUGGCUGCAAGGGCUUCUUUCGGAGGAGCGUGAGAAAGAACCACAUGUACUCCUGCAGAUUUAGUCGGCAGUGCGUGGUGGACAAAGACAAGAGGAACCAGUGCCGCUACUGCAGGCUCAAGAAGUGCUUCCGGGCUGGCAUGAAGAAGGAAGCCGUCCAAAAUGAGCGGGACCGGAUCAGCACUCGCAGGUCAAGCUAUGAGGACAGCAGUCUGCCCUCCAUCAAUGCGCUCCUGCAGGCGGAGGUCCUGUCCCAGCAGAUCACCUCCCCUGUCUCUGGGAUCAACGGAGACAUCCGGGCAAAGAAGAUCGCCAGCAUUGCCGACGUGUGCGAGUCCAUGAAGGAGCAGCUGCUGGUGCUCGUUGAGUGGGCCAAGUACAUCCCAGCUUUCUGCGAACUCCCCCUGGACGACCAGGUGGCCCUGCUCAGAGCCCACGCCGGCGAGCACCUGCUUCUUGGAGCCACCAAGCGCUCUAUGGUGUUCAAGGACGUUCUAUUACUAGGAAAUGACUACAUCAUCCCCCGGCAUUGCCCGGAGCUGGCAGAGAUGAGCCGGGUGUCCAUGCGCAUCCUGGAUGAGCUGGUGCUGCCUUUCCAGGAGCUGCAGAUCGAUGACAAUGAGUAUGCCUGCCUCAAAGCCAUCAUCUUCUUUGACCCAGAUGCUAAAGGUUUGAGUGACCCGGGUAAGAUCAAGAGGCUGCGGUCCCAGGUGCAGGUGAGCCUGGAGGACUACAUCAACGACCGCCAGUAUGACUCACGUGGCCGCUUCGGGGAGCUGCUGCUGCUGCUGCCCACCCUGCAGAGCAUCACCUGGCAGAUGAUCGAGCAGAUCCAGUUCAUCAAGCUCUUUGGCAUGGCCAAGAUCGACAACCUGCUGCAGGAGAUGCUGCUGGGAGGAUCCUCCAGUGAUGCAACUCAUGCCCAUCAUCCCCUGCACCCUCACCUGAUGCAGGAACACAUGGGCACCAACGUCAUUGUUGCCAACACGAUGCCUACUCACCUCAGCAACGGACAGAUGUGUGAGUGGCCCCGACCCAGGGGGCAGGCAGCCACCCCUGAGACUCCACAGCCCUCACCACCAGGUGGCUCAGGGUCUGAGCCCUACAAACUCCUGCCAGGAGCCAUCACCACAAUUGUCAAGCCCCCCUCUGCCAUCCCCCAGCUGACUAUCACCAAGCAAGAAGUCAUCUAGCAAGUCGCCGGGGGUCGGGGGCUCUGCUGGCCCUCCAGUCCCCUCAGAGAGCCCCUGGUGGUCACUCGGUCACAGGGCUGGAAGCUGUGACAAUAGGGCCAGUCCCAGAGCAGUAGUGAAAAGGGCAAAGGGCCCAAGAACUUAGGCUGUGGGCCACGUCACAUUGCCACCCUCCUCUGCUCUGGAUGAUGGGGCCUUGACUUGGGGAGAUCCCAGCUGGAGAAUCCUCUGCUGCCUUGGACAACGUUUCUCUUGCCGAAGCCACUGCCUUCCCCUUCAUCCAUCUCUACCCCCAGCUGCUUCACCUGCUGCCUAGAGAUGGCGUGGGACCUCGCUCAAGCACAGCUCUCUUCCCCUGAGGCUGGUGCUUCUCCCCAGUGCUGUCAUAGUGUCCAGGCCCCUUUUCUCUCUUUGCUCCCCAACUCUGAGGGAUGAGUGUCAGAAUUCUGCCAUUCCUGGAGUGGGCCAGUUUG